Messenger RNA from Culex quinquefasciatus (southern house mosquito), 663 nucleotides. RefSeq names its product rutC family protein UK114. Gene Ontology annotation, molecular function: deaminase activity. The record is from RefSeq and is a predicted model, not a curated record. Gene Ontology annotation, cellular component: cytosol. Lineage: Eukaryota; Metazoa; Arthropoda; Insecta; Diptera; Culicidae.
UAUAUAGAGCUACGAACAGUUGAACCGAUCAGCAGUCAUCACAUCGCAGCGUUCAGUUCUUGUCAGCACUUCGUACUAGUAGCACAGCAUCAACCAUGGCCAGCAUCGUCCGUAAGAUCAUCUCCAGCAAGAAGGUGCCCAAGGCUCCGGCCCCGUACAACCAAGCCGUUGUGGCCGAUCGUACGGUGUACCUGUCCGGAGUCCUCGGCAUGGAGUUGGAAUCGCUGAAGCUGGUCGACGGUGGCCCCGCUCAAACUGCCAAGGCCCUGGAGAAUCUGACCCUGCUGCUCAAGGAGUCUGGGUCGGGAGUCGACAAGGUCGUCAAGACCACCAUCCUGCUGGCCAACAUGGACGAUUACGCCGCGGUCAACGACGAGUACAAGAGAGUGUUCUCGUCCAACUUCCCGGCCCGGACGUGCUUUGCUGUGAACAAGCUACCGCUGGGGGCGGCCGUCGAGAUUGAGGCCAUCGCGCUGACCGGCGAGGUGAUCCAGGUGUCCACGUGAUUCGGUUCGAGGUUCGGGUUGGUUUGGGCUGAUUUUUUUUAUCCAUCAACACCGGUGAUAAUCACGUGUGCAAAGUGAAGUGAAGUAAGAUUAGUUGCCAGGUUCUGGGCAAUGCGAAGUUGUUAAUUGAAGAGUCAAUAAAGAUUUUGCCGUGCAA